Molecule: messenger RNA, 2142 nt
Organism: Arachis stenosperma
Lineage: Eukaryota; Viridiplantae; Streptophyta; Magnoliopsida; Fabales; Fabaceae
Product: callose synthase 5-like
Exons: 6
Coding region: 1028-1402 (124 amino acids)
Cellular component (GO): plasma membrane
Molecular function (GO): glucosyltransferase activity
Source: RefSeq, a predicted model, not a curated record
AGAAUAACGGUUGAGAGAAAUUUGAAAAAAGUUCAGAAUUUCUUAUUACAAGAAAGCACCAACGGCGCGUCAUGGUGGAGGAGAUCUGCACUGUGUCAUCGCUGCGUCGUCUUCUCCGGCAAGUCCUGCCGCUUGUUCUGCUUUUGCUCUGGCGGAUGUGAAGCACUCGGAGCACAGUUUGGGCGUGGACUCGGUGCCGCUGGCUGAGGAGAUCUGAGAGAAGAGCAAAAUAGAGAGAUUCAGAGAGGAGAGAGAGCUCGCCUCACCGUCGUUGUUGCUGUUGCCACCGCAGUUCAUCGCCUCUCCAGAUCUAGUCGCAACGCCCAAGCCUCUGAGGAUGUUCCAUUACGACCUCCUCGACGAGACGCAGAACAAGCUCAAUUACAUCCUCUCUCUCUCACUGUCGAGAACUUCCUCGAGUGCUGCCUUCAUAUUCUCGUCUUCAAGUCCGGCAUGGCCAAGUCCAUCUAUCAGUGCAUAUUAGAUGAAGGAUGAUUUCAAGAAGUGACACAAAUUUUACUCUGAGCAGCAUUUUCACAGGCCACAGAGGAGGUUCAUUGAGCUGGAGGCUCUGGAGAAAAUCAUACGGAAAAGAAUAGGUUUGUUAUUUGCUUUGGACAUCUAAAUUAAAGCAAUAUAGUUUUACUAAAGAUACUGAAUUAGACAUGCUUUGGACAUCUCACAUGUUUAUUCAGAUUAAGAAUUGCUAAUGAAAAUGAAAUCAGUAAACCUUGUCCCCAACCUGAUUUAUUCAGAUUAGAGCAUUCAUUCAAGUCUUGUGUGUUGUGUAUUGAUUCUUCCAUAUUCAAUAACCUCUCUGAUUUGAACUUGGUAAUUGUGAGAAAGGGUGACAAUGAUUUAUCAGGCCUGAUAAACAUUGAAAAGGAUUACGAUUCUCGAGCAGUGGGUUCAGGAUGGCAGAACUCUUAGCUACGAACUCUUGAUCUAGCUGUAAAAUGCGAUUCAAAUGUUAUAAGAUAGUAAGACACUAUGUUUUUCUGUGUUGAGUUUUGGGAUCUUUGUGAAAAUGAACCGUGUUUGCAGGUAUCAUUUUGGAUGUCUGAGAAAGGAUACUCUACCCAUUAUGCAACUUGAAGAGAACACACAAGGCUUGAACUGGCCUAGUUCUUUCGAGCAACAAAGACAGAGAACAGGAGACCUAGACUUGCUUGAUUGGCUUAAAGCCAUGUUUGGUUUCCAGAGGGACAACAUCAGGAAUCAGAGAGAGCAUUUGAUUCUGCUUCUUGCUAAUUCUCAUAUAAGACUACACCCUAAACCUGAGCCUCUAAACAUGCUUGAUGAUCGUGCUUUUGAUGAAGUGAUGAAAAAGCUUUUUAAGAAUUAUAAAAAACGGUGCAAAUUCUUGGGACGAAAACAUAGUUUACGACUUCCUCAAGGUUAGCAAGAGGUGCAACAGAGGAAGUUGCUUUAUAUGGGCUUGUACCUUCUCAUCUGGGGUGAGGCGUCCAAUGUUCGCUUCAUGCCUAAGUGCCUAUGCUACAUAUUUCAUAACGUGAGUGUACAAAUUAAUCUGCGCAUGGUUCAUUUUGUUUGUGCUUGAAUCUCAUGUAAAUGUGCUAUAUUCUUGCUUGGAUAUAUUCCACAAAGAAAUUUUUUCGAUGGCUGUUCGAUGUAGGAAAGAGGCAGUUUCUAUCUGUGAAGUGGGGUGUAAGUGGAGGCUACUACUGGAAUCCUUAGCUGCCAUUUUUCAGUAUUUGAAAUUUAAUGGAGAUAUGGAGGAGACAGAGAAUUCGAUAAGGUUACUCAGCAGCAAGAAUAUUGUCUCCCUGAAUCAAAUGUGCCUGCAAUUGAUGUGCUGGGAGGCGAUUCACAUAAACAAAUUGGUGAAAUUUCAGAGCCAGAGGAAGAUGGGAACACAACAACCCUGACUUCAAGCUCGAAGGUGUUGGGGUGUUUGAGGUCAUCUCAAUUGAGCUAGUCACAAUACUGCAGGUCCGAUGUCACGACGAAGCUUAGAGCUGAUCAAUCUUGCUAUUUUUUUUAUUAAUCAGAUUAGUAUUUUGUGGAUUAUGUUGGUAUAUAAAUUUUUAGGAAUUCCGUUAGCUGAUGUACUCAUUCUGUUCAAACAAGACACUAUAAUUUUUGAUGCACUAUUACUAUUAAGGAUGAGUUUGGCAAAUA